Messenger RNA from Linepithema humile (Argentine ant), 3612 nucleotides. It is a transcript of the gene Mat89Ba, whose product is annotated as nucleolar protein 6 Mat89Ba. Gene Ontology annotation, cellular component: UTP-C complex; small-subunit processome; CURI complex. NCBI's taxonomy places the organism in Eukaryota, Metazoa, Arthropoda, Insecta, Hymenoptera, Formicidae. The record is from RefSeq and is a predicted model, not a curated record. Gene Ontology annotation, biological process: rRNA processing; tRNA export from nucleus.
GUGAUGCCAGAUAUGAGACGCAAGCAUGGUUAAAGUUUGGUUUUGAUUACACGUGGUGAAAAAUCUAACCUGAUCCAAUCUAAGAAAACAGAAUGGAUCACAAAGAAAAGGAUAGUGAUGAAGAAAUACUGAGCGAUCAUGAGGUUGAAUUUCAAACAAUGAAUCAAGAAAAUAAAAGAAAAAAAGUAACAGAUGAGUUAAUUGAAGUGGCACCUAAAAAGAAGAAAAAAUUUGAAAAUAGUCUUUAUAAACAACCAACAGUAGAAGAACUCAAUCAACUUAGGGAAACUGAGAACUUAUUUCAUUCAAAUUUAUUUAGACUUCAAAUCGAAGAGGUUCUUAAUGAAGUCAAACUUAAAAAUAAGUAUAAAGCAUUAUUUGAAAUCUGGUUUGAGAAAUUGAAAGCAGCAAUUGAAUCUAUUGAAGAGACUGCAGAAGUACCGAUUGUAGAAUACAAUUUGGAGGAUAAAUCCAUAUGCAUUCCUGUGCCACAUGUGCCAGUGGAAACUAGUAAUAGUGUUUUUAAAUUUUUAAAACCGUCUAACAUUAGUAUCAUUGGAUCUUACAAUUCAGGAUGCAUUGUUGGACCUACUGUUACUGUGGAUGUAAUGGUGGAAAUGCCAGCUGGUUCAUUCCGGAAACAGGAUUAUCAAAAUUAUGUAUAUUUCAGAAAGAAAGCGAUGUAUCUGACAUUUGUAACAUUAGCUAUAGGAAGUGAUAUCGCAGAGAGCAAGAAGUUUAUCGGCGAUGAUCUAAGACCUUCCUUAAAGCUUCAACCUAGUGGAAAAUUGAAUAAGAAAGUGGAUGUAGUGAUACACAUAUCUGCACAGGAAAGCAGUUUUAAACUGAAUAGAUUUCUGCCUGAGAAAAAUAGCGUUAGACCAGGAUGGUAUUUUGAUAAGAAAUUUUCAGAUUCAUCUUUACCGCCCACACCAUACUAUAAUUCUCUAAUACUGCGCGACUUAGUAAUGUCAAAUAUAAAUUGCGAAGUUGCGCAAAUAAUUAGAGAAUAUCCAAAUUUGAGAGAUGGCAUAAUCUUAUUAAAGAUAUGGCUGCGCCAGCGUGACUUGAACAAGGGAUACGAUGGUUUUACCAAUCACAUUGUGGCUAUGUUUGUAAUCUAUUUACUGCGCAUAAAGAAGCUUAAUACUUUUAUGAGUAGUUAUCAGAUUGUGCGGAACGUUUGGAUUUGCUUAGCACAGGGAAAUUGGUGUGAGAAUGGGAUUACCUUGUGUGAGGACAAAGAUAGCCAGAAACAAGUUUCCCACUAUCACAAUUAUUACGAUUGUGUUUUUCUUGAUACUACUAGUUAUCACAAUUUUGCGGCGACUCUGUCGAAAAAUACUUUCUCAUGGGUACAGAGAGAAGCGGAGCUGUGCUUGAAGCAUUUGGAUAAUAUACACGUGGAUAGUUUUCAAGCGCUUUUUAUGCGAAAUGUACCAUUUUAUAGAGCGUUUGAUCAAAUUUUAUGCUUCUCAGAUAAAGCAGUUUUAGAGAAAAUGGUGAACGAUAAAUCUAGCAUUGAUAAUAAAAUUAAUUAUGGACCUGACAAACGCAGUCAGGCGAUUAAGAUAUUUGUGGAAGUUUUGGAAAAAGGCCUUGGACACAGAAUUAAUCGAUUAUGCGUGUUACCUAGUGACUCUAAAGAAUGGGACUGCACUAAUAAUGCACCAAAUGAUAUCGGGAAGCUCAUUAUUGGAUUGGAAUUGAAUCCUGAAACGUGUUUUAAUAUCGUAGACAAAGGACCUGAAGCUAAUUUACCAGAAGCAGCUGACUUCAGAAAAUUUUGGGGAGACAAGUCCGAAUUACGUAGAUUUCAAGACGGAUCCAUUCGCGAGGCUAUGGUUUGGUCAAAAGGCAAAUCUAUCGCGGAUAAAAGAAUAAUAUGCAAGAAGAUCAUAGAAUUUUUAUUAAAAACAAAGUUUAAUAUUAUCAGAAAUCAGUAUUUGUAUAUCGCGAAUCAAGUAGAAGAUCUGUUAAAGUUGCGUAAGUAUAAGAUAACGCACUUCGUGUAUGGCACUGGUGAAGAAGCUACGCUGAAAACUCUACAAGCUUUUAAUGUCUUAGAAAAGAAUUUGAUGUCGUUGAACGAUAUGCCUCUGACGAUAAAUGGCGUUCAAGGCUCAAGCGCGGUUUUUCGAUACACAGAAGUUUUUCCGCCGCUUGCUACCGUUCAUCGGAGUACUAAUAAACGGAUCACAAAGGAUGGCAAAAAUUGUUUGAUCCUUUCGGAGAACCUUGCAAAGUCCCCUGCUUAUGUUCACGCGCUUGAUGUAACAUUGCAGUUAUCAACUAGUGGAAAAUGGCCUGAGGAAUUGGAAGCUAUUCAGAAGACGAAAGCGGCGUUUCACAUACAAAUCGCGGAAUGCCUUAGGAAACAACAUCAAUUAAAAGCGCAAGCAAAUUUCUUACAUGUAGAUGUGUAUCAGGAUGGAUUUGUUUUCCGAUUAAAAGUGGCGCACCAAAAAGAAAUCGCUUUAAUGAAGCAAAUUAAUGAAGAGGGAGUAAUUAAAUACAGGGACAAUGAGGAAUCUGUCGAGCUGGAAAACAAAUUGUUUCAUUUACCAAAACUGAGCAGCGCUUUGCAUGGAUUGCAUUCUCAGCAACCAUCGUUUGGUCCUGCUUGCUGUUUGGCAAAACGAUGGUUAUCGGCACAGCUCUUAGACGAAAGUCACAUACCGGAAGUUGUAAUUGAAUUACUCAUGGCCUCAGUGUAUCUAAUGCCGGAACCAUAUAAACCAGCUCAGAUGCCGCAAGUAGCAUUUUUACGAUUUCUGGAAUUUGUUGCAAGAAGUCACUGGAACACUGAUCCUGUUAUCGUUAAUUUCAAUGGUGAAAUGACCAAUGAAGAAAUCUCUGCAGUAGAAACGUUAUUUGGUACAGCUCGCGAUUCGUUACCACCUUUAUUUUUAUCUACUCCUUACGAUCAGCAAAAGUCCUUGUGGACCAGGAAAGCACCGUCGCAAUUGAUCUUAAAUCGUAUAAGUGUACUCGCAAAGUUAUCGUUGAGACUAUUCGACGAUCUUGUUGUUCAAAAUACGGUGCUGGAUGUAAAAUCCAUGUUCCGUCCUGCACUGUCAGAAUACGACUGUUUGAUAUACUUAAAAUCCAAGAUGAACCCCAGAAGACUGCAAGCAGUUGAUGUACCUGAUAAAUGUGAAAUUGUAGAUCUACAUCCAUACAAAACACAUUCUCUUCAAAAAAUUCCGGUUGUGGACUUUGAUCCCGUACAAUGUUUCUUGAAAGACUUGAGAGACGGUUAUGGCGACCACGCUUUAUUUUUCCACGACACUUACGGCGGUGAAGUAAUCGGAGUUCUGUUAAAACCUACUGCUCUCGAGCACAAAGAUUUUAAAGUGUCAGAUGCUAAUUGCAGAAAACUCAAUGUCGACGGUAAACUCACCUUAAACGUGUUAGCGAUGAUCGAGGACUUUUCCAUUUUGGGUAAAGGUAUUGUACGCACGAUCCAAGUUUCGGAUAAACCAUUUCUUCAUUCUUGAUGACGUCAUAAUCAGUUAUGUAGAUACAUUUAAAAUUCGAAAUUUAUUUCGAAAUCCACAAAACGUCUAUAAUCUAUUGUAAAUAUGGAAAAUAAAUGUUUUGAUAAAUAUA